UCCGUUCAUCGUCAUAAUCUAGGAGAACACUGUCGUAAACUGUUCUAACACGCAGUUGACGCUUGACAGCUGAUAUUAAUGGUGGCCUCUGGAAUAGCGCUCCACGCAAUUUUUCAAGACCUUGUUUCACCUGGUUAUAGAGCUGAUUGUUGUGACUUAACAAGACGUGUUGCUCGGUCUAUACACACGAUCAGGCAUCCUGUUACCUUGGGGUCCAAAGUACCAGAGUGUCCUGUCUUAUCAACUUUUAAAAUACGCUUGAUCCAAGCAACAACUUCGUGUGAAGAGGGAUUUGAUGGUUUAUCCAAGUUAAUACACCCUGAUUUAAUAUAUUCAGAUAGAUUGCGGUGAAGAGGCGUCGAACCACAUGUUAACGGAGUAAAAGUUUUGACAUAAAGGUGAUCUAGUACUCGAGUCUAUUGUAGGAAGACAUAUCAACUUGGUAAAAAACAAACAUACCUUAAACAACAAUGGCCAAUCGCUGACCUCCAAUUUGACCGGUGCAGUAGAUGGUUCGACUUGACAUUUCAUUGCCACUUGAAGUUCUCCAAGGGUCUUGUUUUUGUCCUUCUGUUUGCCAUUUUCUGUUUAAAUGGAGAGAGGUGGAAUAUAACCUUAUCAGUAAGCUUUUCAUUUUAUAUUAUAAAACAUUUAUUGUGACAGAAUGAGAUUAGAGUAAUAAUUAUGGUUGUCUGGAAUGUAUAAGUUGUUGGAAAAUAUCGUGUUGAAUGUAUUUAAAGUAGAUUCGAGAGUGUAAAAAUCUGAGAGAGCACGUGUCGCCGCAAGAUGUCUGCUCCAUGAUCAUAACAGAAAACAGACGAUUUAAGAUACAAUAAAAAGUAUGGUGGGUACAGUGGAUGAGGAUGUAUUUGUUUGCAAUACAUAAAUUAUAUUGUGAAAUUAAGUUCAACAAUAUUUACCUGUUUCUGCCAUCAUAAAAUCACUCACAGCACGUGCAUAGGCUGGUUAAUUUUCGGCAAGCUUCGAACGAAAGACGCUAACUACAAAGAAGCCACGAGAGCAGCGUGUGGUCCGUUGUAUCCCAUGGUUGCGAUGGCGCAAAGUAAUCUCGUUCGUAAAAAAACUACACUAGAUAGAGCUAUCUACAACUUCUUAAGGAUCUCUACCUGAAUGGUUGGUCCAUGGUUGUUGAUCUCACACCAAAAAAGAUACCUUCAGAUUCGUUGGAUAAUGGGAUUCCCCAAGUUUGCAAUACAACAUCCCUACCCCCUUUUCGAGAAUGCCCCGUUGAUGAUUAAGUUUUCCCUUUUUUCGUUCACUGGAGCUGGGGAACCCCACAUCAUUCAUUCGGUCUUUCAAGCACCCAGUCUGACUGCUUCAUAUUUUCUCGAGUACUGUGUGUUAGAGCUGAGCCAUUUUCAAGAUUAUUCAACGAGUUAUUUUUUGGCAAAAUGAGUCAUCAACCAAAAAGAAAUACCUCAUUGCAAUCAAAUUAUGGAACACAAAACUUUCAUAAGAAUUCUCAACGUGGGCGUGGUGCUUUCACAUUUGGUAGGAAUAACUCUGAGAGACUCACAUCUUCCAAUCCUGAGUCCAUUCCAGAAGUUAAUGCUGCCAAUUCUAAUCCAUGUAGCUCAGAUUUUGAGUUCAACAAAUCACUUGACAAUUCAUCUGAACUUGGACCAAGCUCAGUUAAAACUCAAUCAGGCACAUUUCUAUCCUCCACAAAUGAUGGAAUUGACAAAAAAUCAUGGGACGAGAAGCCAAAAGAAUCAUGCAUUAAAGAGAUCGAUGAUGACUUGUUCAGCGCGCCCGAUCAUGUUUGUCUGGUUCAUUGUGUUGCUGCAGAUUUCAGAAUGGGCUCAGGAAUUUCCGUAAUGUUUCGAAAUAAGUUCCAGUCUGUUGGAAAAUUAUUGGAUCAGAGAGUAAAACCAGGUGGCGUAGCUCACAUACAAAACAAGAGACACAUUUUCUAUCUGGUCACUAAAGAAUUAAGCUCUGAAAAACCUACGAAAAGAACAAUGAAAUCGAGUUUAGACGAGCUAUACAAAAAGUGUCGAAGCUUUCGUAUUACCGAACUCGCAAUGCCUAAAAUCGGCUGUGGUCGCGACGGGCUUAUUUGGGAUAAUGUGAAAGAGAUGCUAGAACAGAUUUUUAUAGACGAUUUCACUAUAACAGUCUAUAGUAUAGAAGAUAAAUCUAUUGAUACACCGACCUAUGGUUACAAGUCACGAGUUGAAAAUCAUUUCUCGUUCUUAAAGGAUGUACCAUCAGAAACAGGCCUAUUGUACAUUGCUAAUUUAAAGUCAGAAGUAUCAGCAGAGAUGAAGUCCCUACAUGAAAGGCACAAAUUUUUACAUUUGUUAGAUAAAAAGCGUAACAAGCUUGGCAAAGUUGAGUUUACUAGAGUUGGUUAUGAAAUAUUUUAUGGUCUCUUCUGCAAAAAAUCUGAAACCAGUCUACUAAAAUAUGAGUUCUUAGAAAACGCUAUUGACCACUUGAAAUAUCUUCACGAAAGAACGAAAAAUUCGUUUAAAUAUUAUGCCAUACAAGCGUUUAAAGAAAAAGGAGAUCCUUACGUAAUGGAAAAGAUUGACACAUUAUUUAGGAAUUCUCAAAUUUCUGCUACAUUCUGUAUUUGCUGGCCACCUUUCCUCGAACGUCCAGUAGCUCAGGACAUGAGUGACGUGGACAACAAUUACGAGAAAUUGCCCAUGGAAAUCGAAAAUACUAAAGAAACAAGAGUUGCGAUCAGACAGGAGAGUACCUCUAACACCGCUAUUGUAGACGAUUGGAACCCUGAUAAUUCUUUAGAGGACAUUUCUAGUGCUGCCAUGGCUAAGAACGCUUGUGUCGAAAAUGAGAGAAGACAAAGCAAAAUUAAAAAAGAUGCUGAAAGAAUAGCUGAACAAGGAGAAAAACAAAUCAGUAAAACUCCUCUCAGGCCUCAAUCAUGCGUCACAGAAUACAAUGGUGAUUUAUUUGAUGCUGAAAAGACAGUUUGUCUGGCUCAUUGCGUCGGUGCCGAUUUUCGAAUGGGUUCAGGGAUUGCAGUACUUUUCAGACAACGCUUUGGCAAAGUUGAAGAAUUACUCCAACAGGGAGUAUACCCGGGAGGUGUAGCCCAUAUCAAACACGAGGAGAGAGAUAUUUUUUAUUUGGUGACCAAAAUGGAAAGUACUGGCAAACCAACAUAUGAUACGUUGGAGAGAAGUUUACAUGCACUGCAUAAGAAAUGCAAAGAAUUAAAUGUCACUGAGCUGGCUAUGCCUCGAAUUGGAUGCGGGCUUGACAGACUUGAUUGGAAGAUCGUGAAAAAUAAAUUAGAAAAAAUAUUUGCGGAUGGUUUCACCAUAAGGGUUUAUAAUUUGGAGAGACCGUGGGAACGGUAUAGUAACAUGUAUCUUUCAACGGGACAAAGAUCAGAUUCACGGGAUGAUAAUCUGUACCAACCGCCUCAUAGGCGGUUGCUAGAUUCUCAACAGUCGUGGACUUCCAACAAGCAAGGGAUGAUGCAGAUCUUACAGAACGAAAGAAAAAUACAUCAGGAUCGUGAAGCACAGCUACGUGCUCAAAUAUACGAAUUGGAAACGCAGGUAGCCAAUCUGAAAUUGGAUAAAGAGAAUUUAGAAAAAAAAGUUGAAUCGCUAGAAAAAGUAGUGGUUGAACCCAGUCUACUGGAAUACCUUAAUCCGUUGGGUCGAGGAUAUGGUAACCCAUUCAACAGUAGUAACUUCAGCCCCGCUUGUCCUGGUAUGACUCCUGUUUUAAUGCCACGAUAUGUAGGCCCGCAUAUUUUGUCGACCAAUUAUAACAACAAUCCCGGAGUGAUUACAAACGCUGCCAAUGCUACAUUCGGCUUGCCGAUGCACCAGUUUCAAAAAUUUAGUGAUUCUGCAAUUCUAUCUACUGUUCCCCCUCGGAUAAACCCACCCUUCUUCGUGCAGACUGAUAAACAGUCGACAGUUUUUCAUCAGCGCAACGAGGCGAUAAGACAUUGUCUUAAUGAACAUACAAACGAAGAACAGGCUGAUUCGAGUGAAACCAAAAGACUUAAGAAAGAGCCAUCUCAGGUGGGAGAGUGAUUACUUCAAGAUAUUGGGGAUCUAUUAUAUUAUUAUAGUAAUUCAUUUUCUACAAGAAGGCCGAAUUAUCAGUUGAGUAAGUUCGGAAUAUCGGUUGAUUAUUAUACGUAAUUAUUAUUGUAUUAAUUGUGAUCUGACAACUUUUCCUGUAUACAAUACAAAAAAUAAGUGUA
Athalia rosae (coleseed sawfly) is the source of this 4219-nucleotide messenger RNA. RefSeq lists its product as uncharacterized. Bases 1413 to 4046 code for a protein of 877 amino acids. The record is from RefSeq and is a predicted model, not a curated record. Gene Ontology annotation, biological process: peptidyl-glutamate ADP-deribosylation. The transcript has 11 exons. Lineage: Eukaryota; Metazoa; Arthropoda; Insecta; Hymenoptera; Athaliidae.